UCGAAUUUCUGGCCAUGGGUGUAUAUAUAUAUAACCAUCUGCCCUCAGCCUCCAGUGGUACAUUACGUCUCCUGCUCCUCCUCUCGACUCGAACUCGCUUCGAACUCUCAAAGUCUUUCAACAUGAAGGUUAUGCUCCUGAUCGCCCUAGGCCUAGUGGCUGUGGCCAUGGCCCGCCCAGACGAAAUCCUGGACUUCGAGGGCGAUGACGCCGAGCACGAACAGGAAGGAACCCCUGGCAAAGCAGUUACCGGAGAAUACACGUGGGAGAGUCCUGAAGGAAUCGAGUUCGUGGUCAAGUACAUCGCUGACGACAAGGGCUACAGAGUCCUCGAGUCCAACGCCGUGCCCUCAGCAGGAGGAGUCCGCGCCGACGGGGAACAGGCCGAUCUCGAAGGAGACGAAGACGACGAAGAGGAAGAUGACGAUAAAUAGAUAAUAAGGACAUCGAAGGAUAAUUGAGGGAUUCCAUAGAGAACUAGUUAAUUCUCCCAUUUACCCUAUUUUGCUUUUCUCAUUUGGAUUCCUUAUGAUAUUAUUUAUUUAUUCAAAUUUAGCACCUGAAUUAUUAUUUUUAGUAACUUCGUUAAUUAUCGAGGUUCAUAACGCUCUCUAUGGCCACUCUAAGUCAUUGUAAAUAAACUAUAUAUGAUUCUA
Molecule: messenger RNA, 656 nt
Organism: Macrobrachium nipponense
Lineage: Eukaryota; Metazoa; Arthropoda; Malacostraca; Decapoda; Palaemonidae
Exons: 3
Coding region: 15-434 (139 amino acids)
Source: RefSeq, a predicted model, not a curated record